AUGGAGGCUGGUUCGGAGUUUUCCAGCGAGAUGGAGCCUAUGGAUCCACAGAGGGCCAAGUGGCUUCGGGAAGCGCUAGAAUCAAUGACUGUCGAUUUGGCUUCUGAGAUGCGGAAGAGGAUUGUUACCAUCAUUCAAAACAUCUCUUCUUCUGAUUUCGACGGUGUAAUGGAGGAUACCGCCUCGGCUCUGGAUGAUCUUAUUGACUUCACAGAGGACAUGAACUUAGCGGAUAUUUUUCUGAAGAUAGGCGGGCUUGAGCUUCUCAAAGCCUUGUUCAACCUUCCUACUAAUGUUUUCUCCGCACAGACUGGAAUGCUUCUCUCCAAUAUUGUACAAAACCACGAAGAGGCCCAGAAAGUGGCAAUAAAUGAGGGUUUUCUGGAAAUCUCCAUGCAGCUACUUUUGAAAGAACGGGAUCCAACUAACAUGAGUGGAUUGCUUUCGGGAAUUUCGUCGCUGGUUCGAAGUUGUGCAUUUUCUCAAAAGCAUUUUAUCCAAAAGAAGGGCUUUGAGAGUUUAUUUGUGGUUCUGGAAACGACCUGUCAACCCAACGAACAAAACAAGUAUGAGCGCUUUAAUGAAAAGACAUCUUUCUUUAUCUUCUGCCUAUGCCAAGAACUCUUCGACGAACAGCUAGGACACCCAAACACACCGAAAAAUACCGCCCUCAAACCACUCAGGCGAAAACGCAUAUGCGCGAUUCCCAAAUCGGGCGUCCUCAGUCUAGUGUGGAUAACCUUGAGCUGA
Messenger RNA from Mesocestoides corti, 750 nucleotides. Lineage: Eukaryota; Metazoa; Platyhelminthes; Cestoda; Cyclophyllidea; Mesocestoididae. The record is from the annotation of a GenBank genome assembly.